CGCAACACCUGGCGUCAUAGCUUCAGCCCUGUAAGCUUUGAGAAAGUCCAGUUGGCCCACACGCCCCGCCCCCUCUAACGCAUAGGCACGGCUUGAGCGACUGGCGGUAUAAUACACUACAGCAACGCGACCACACGAUCCUUGAUUGACAACGAACCCCCUCCCCUGUGUACCAGAACCCUUCAGGAAAUCACUGAAACGACGACACCAUGGCUCUCGACCCACGCGCGCUUGAAGAGAAGGCCAAGAAGACGCUUCAGAGCGCAGGCGGAGGUUUCAGCUUCUUCAGCAGCAACAAGGAAGAAAAGUAUCUAAAUGCCGCCGAUCUCUACGUCCAGGCGGCCAACGCCUACCGGAUGGAGAGGAUGAAUAAGGAAGCGGGACAGUGCUUCGAGGCGGCGGCCAAGAUCCACCAGGAGAAGUUGAACGAGCCGGACGACGCGGCCAACCAGAUGGUCGACGCCUUCAAGGUCUACCGCAAAGACUACCCCCAAGACGCCAUCCGCUGCAUCAAGGCGGCCAUCGCCCGGUACCAGGCCAAGGGCAACUUCCGCCGGGCGGCAUCCCACCUCGAAAACGCGGCCGAGCUGCUCGAGGAGACCGGUGAUCGCAAGUCCGCCAUGCCGUUCUACAGCGACGCGGCGCGCUUCUACGAGGAGGAUGGGGCGAAAGCUCUGGCGAACAAGAACUGGCUCAAACUGGCCGAUGCUGCCGGUUUGGACGGCGACUACUUCAAGGCGGUGGAGCACUACGAAAAGGUGGCCGACUCGUCCCUCGAUAACCAGCUGAUGAAGUACUCGGUCAAAGACUACUGGUUCAAGGCGGGCAUUUGCAUCCUGGCGACCAAGGACCUCGUCAGUGCGCGCCGAAACCUAGAGAGGUACAAGGAGAAGGACCCGUCGUUUGCGACGCAGCGAGAGUGCCAGCUCCUUUCGGACUUGAUCGAAGCCAUCGAAGCUGGGGACCAAGAGGUAUUCACCGACAAACUGUAUGCAUACAACCAGAUGAGCCCGCUCGAUAAGUGGAAGACCGAGAUCCUGCUUAGGAUCAAGAACCAGAUCGAAGAGGCGGACAAUGAGUUUUCUUGAGUGGUACUGCCUUGAUGGUGUUGGCGUUUGGGAUUAUAGAGCAAGUAAUCGAUGGCCCGGGCAAACCCAGAAAGUUACAAGACUUGAAUCACUGUGUGAGAGAGAGAGAUUGGCUGCUUCGAAGGCCGUUAGAAGUGUGCCUGGUUGAAUACGAACGGCAGGGGCCUACUUAAGCCGCGCGGACGACUCCCGUGUGGCCUUUACCCCGACACAAGAGGCCCGUCUGAGUACGCUACAGGGCCUACUGACAAGCUUGAAUCCGUGUCCCUGGUAAAGCUACUAGGUACUCACGCCUACUGACGCGGUUACAGCACACUGCUGAAACAUUGUGGUCGGCCUG
Molecule: messenger RNA, 1428 nt
Organism: Thermothelomyces thermophilus ATCC 42464
Lineage: Eukaryota; Fungi; Ascomycota; Sordariomycetes; Sordariales; Chaetomiaceae
Exons: 4
Coding region: 210-1088 (292 amino acids)
Biological process (GO): SNARE complex disassembly; intracellular protein transport
Cellular component (GO): SNARE complex; vacuolar membrane
Molecular function (GO): syntaxin binding; soluble NSF attachment protein activity
Source: RefSeq, a predicted model, not a curated record